AUGUUUUUACUAGCGCUGCGUCAUCUUCUACCUAUCUUAGGCCUCAUCCUAUUCCUUACGAGUUCCACAGAGGCCAACGCUGAAAAGGUCAUCUUCACUGCUCCAGACGUUGUCCCCAUCCCCCUACAGAAGCCCUCACUCGCCGACCUCAACCUCCCUGUCCUCACUCCCGACUCUUGGUCUAUCAGGACAAAUCUGAGUCGCGUGUUUCCCACGGAACCCAAGGACUAUGCCUCUGGCGCUGCGACAUGGCUACUGCUGGACAGCUUGAAUGCAGGCCAGCGGUAUGAGUUCAGGCAACCUACAGGUUUCGUGAUGGACGUAUAUGAGCUGGAUACUGUCUGGGGCACGCCAGAGCUCAUGCAGUCGCUCGCCGACUUCGCCUACUCACGCCAGUCCAGUACUGACAGCCAUGGGGAUCGUGAGGAGGGAGAGCGUAGCGCCUCGGUUCUCUUGCUGCAGAUUAAGGCCUCUGCGGAUUACUUCACCGACGACGCGGCUCUCAUGAGGGAUCCUCCCCCCGUGCUCGUGGAUCUCAUUCUCGACCCCUAUCUGUACAGUCUCAUCCCUCGCUCACUGGUGCCAACCAUUGGGUUCCUCGUCGUGGUUGGUCUGGUCGCCUGGUUCGUGGCCAGGUCCGUCGCCUCCAAGCUACAGUCAAUCGCCGUUGCCGGCGAGAGCAGAGAAAAGAAAGAGAUAUAG
Fusarium vanettenii 77-13-4 is the source of this 702-nucleotide messenger RNA. RefSeq lists its product as uncharacterized. Bases 1 to 702 code for a protein of 233 amino acids. The transcript is spliced from 2 exons. The record is from RefSeq and is a predicted model, not a curated record. Lineage: Eukaryota; Fungi; Ascomycota; Sordariomycetes; Hypocreales; Nectriaceae. Gene Ontology annotation, biological process: GPI anchor biosynthetic process. Gene Ontology annotation, cellular component: mannosyltransferase complex; endoplasmic reticulum membrane. Gene Ontology annotation, molecular function: mannosyltransferase activity.